GUGAACACUAAAGGAUGACUCAUGAACCGGAAGCACUACCUCCCGACUAGGUGGAACCGGAAGAAGAAGGAAAACGUUUCCGCGGUGACCGAGCUUGAAGCGGUCGCCAUGAGCCGCUUGCGGGAGGAGGAUGAUCCCUAUGUAAUCGAAGAGCCCAGUGACGAGGAGCUGGCGCAGAGCAGCUCUGAAGAUGAAGUGGAUGUGCUCUUACAUGGCACGCCUGAGCAGAAGCGCAAACUAAUAAGGGAGUGUCUGACUGGAGAAAGUGAAUCUUCUAGUGAAGAUGAGUUCCAGAAAGAAAUGGAAGCUGAAUUGGACUGCACCAUGAAAAAUAUUGAAGGCAAAUGGAAAUCACAGCUUACAGAUGAGACUUCUAGUGCUGGGCAGUCCGGAACUGUCACCACUUCAAAGUACUAUGAUGACAUUUAUUUUGAUUCUGAUUCAGAGGAUGAAGAUAAAGUAGUUUCACAAGAAACUAAGGAAAAAAGGAAACAUAAACAGCGUCGAAUUCCAACUAAUGAUGAGUUGCUGUAUGACCCAGAAGAAGAUAAAAGAGAUCAGGAGUGGGUAGACAGGCAGAGAAGAAGGUAUCAUAAUAUUAGAAGUGCUCGGCCUGAAGGAAAGCAAAAGGAAAGCAAGAGACUUCCAGCUAUUCCAAGUAGUGAUGCUGUUUUGAACUGUCCUGCCUGCAUGACUACAUUGUGUCUCGACUGUCAGAGACAUGAAACAUACAGAACUCAGUACAGAGCAAUGUUUGUGAUGAACUGCAGUGUUAUCAAAGAGGAGAUUUUGAAAUACAAAGGCCCAUUGAACAAGAAGACGAAGGCGCACAAGAAAAUUAAACAGAGUAGUGAAUCCAUUGCUGGCCUGGAAAAACAAGAAGAGGAGGAGAUAUAUCACCCAGUAAAAUGCACUGAAUGUUCAACUGAGGUGGCUGUUUUGGAUAAGGAUGAAGUUUUUCAUUUUUUCAAUGUUUUAGCAAGCCACAGCUAAAAUGCAUGUCAUGUUGCUUAAGACUGUCUUAAAUUUCAAAGGCAAUGGUUUUUGUUUGUUCCAUUUUGUAUCAUCUAUAAAAAGACCAACCUUAACUGGUGUGGCACUAUCUCUUCAUUAUAUUGUCUGUAGACAUAAUACAAGUUAUCUAAUUUAUGUAAAUAACUAAUAGAGCAGUUGCCUAUGUAUGUAUUUCUUUCAGUUUUAUUCGUCAGAAUAAAAACAUUCUUUUUAAAAGAAGAUCAGGCCAGGUUCUACGGUCAAUUGUGUUUAGUUGAUAGAAUGUGGUGGUGACUAGCUAAGUUAGGAAAAAUAGUAUCUGCUUUGUACAAAUUGGCAUAAUUAAACUCAGUUCAAGCCUU
Molecule: messenger RNA, 1355 nt
Organism: Heteronotia binoei (common prickly gecko)
Lineage: Eukaryota; Metazoa; Chordata; Lepidosauria; Squamata; Gekkonidae
Gene: EAPP
Product: E2F associated phosphoprotein
Exons: 6
Coding region: 22-993 (323 amino acids)
Biological process (GO): positive regulation of cell population proliferation
Cellular component (GO): nucleus
Source: RefSeq, a predicted model, not a curated record